Molecule: messenger RNA, 4897 nt
Organism: Oncorhynchus kisutch (coho salmon)
Lineage: Eukaryota; Metazoa; Chordata; Actinopteri; Salmoniformes; Salmonidae
Product: nucleotide-binding oligomerization domain-containing protein 1-like
Exons: 12
Coding region: 257-3121 (954 amino acids)
Biological process (GO): regulation of apoptotic process
Cellular component (GO): cytoplasm
Molecular function (GO): protein binding
Source: RefSeq, a predicted model, not a curated record
UCUUCAGAAAAUAGUUUGAGACAAGACUAGAUCACUCUUCUAACAGUCCGAGAGAAACGUUUGGUUAAUAUCCUGGUCUUAGAGAAAAGUUUAAUUAAUAUCCUGUUGUACGCUAUUUUCAACAGUUUCAUAAGCAAAAGGAGUUUGUUUUAAUGGAGAGCUGUGGUUCCCAAGUUUUUCCACAGCGGUUUGGGAGAGUGCCCAUAAGAACAAUGUAAUCAACACGUUUUUGAAGUAAAAGCUGAAGUCCAGCUGCAUGCAUAUUAUGGGCUCCAAUGCCGAAGAAGUCCGUGCUGGACAAACGGGCCAUGUGUCCACUGUCCAACUGUUCACCUUGCACCGUGAUCUACUGGUCUCCCAGGUGAAGAGCACGCAGUGCAUUCUGGAUAACCUCCUACAAAGUGGCUUUCUGUGUAUUGAGGAUACAGAAAUCAUCCAGCGCUCAGCCACCAAGACAGACCAGGUGCGUAAAAUCCUGGAAUUGGUCCAAAGCAAAGGGGAGCAGGCAUGUGAAUACUUCCUAUAUAUUCUCUACAAAGUUUAUGAUGCAUACAUAGACCUCCAACCAUGGCUUAAAGAGAUCAACUACCAGCCACCAGACUUCAUACGGGACAUACCAGUGAAGAACACGGACCCUAUUAGUAGGUACUGUGAGAAGCUGAGGCACGAGCUGGGCCGAGACACAUUCUUCAUUGCAUCCUACGCCCAGCAAGAAGAAACCCUGCUGGAGGAGCUCUAUACAGACACCCUGAUGGAGCUCCUGAAUGACCGCAAUGAGAGCCUGGGCCACCUGGAGGGUCUGGAGCAGCUCCUAGGAGAGCAGGGUGUCUUUAACCCACAGGCAGAGACGGUGCUCAUCACGGGGGACGCUGGGGUGGGCAAGUCCAUCCUCCUCCAGAAGCUCCAGAGGCUGUGGUCCAAUAGGGAGCUGGAACAGACAGACGCCAUGUUCUUCUUCAAGUUCCGCUGUAGGAUGUUCAGCACUUUCAAGGAGACAGACGAGAUCUCACUCAGGGACCUGCUUUUCAAAUACAACUGCUACCCCGACCAAGAUGUGGACAAUGAGGUGUUUAGCUACAUACUCCGCUUCCCCGAAAAGGUUCUCUUUACAUUUGACGGCUAUGAUGAGAUCCAGGCUGAUCUGAACCUGGGGAACGUGCCUGAGGUGGUUUCUCCAGAGGAGAAGAUUCACCCUCUUCUGGUGCUCAUUAACCUGCUCUGUGGGAAGCUGCUCAGUGGUUCCCGGAAGGUCCUCACGGCUCGGACAGGCACCGAGGUCCAGAGCAGGGUGAUCCGGAAGAGGGUGGCACUGCGUGGGUUCUCUCCGGCCCACCUUCAAACCUACACCAACCUACACUUCAAAGAGCAGGAGCACAGGGACCUGGUCUCAGUCCAGCUGGAUGCCAGCCCCGACCUCUGUGGCCUCUGCUCCAUCCCCCUCUUCUGCUGGAUCGUCUUCAAGAGCUUUAAACACCUGCACUCAGUCUAUGAUGACUUUGAGUUGCCAGAGGCUUGCGUGACCCUCACUAACAUAUUCCUUCUGCUUUCUGAAGUCUUCUUCAGCCGGGGGGCCGCUCCCCCACCGGGCCUCCUGACGAGAAACACCAGGUGCCCCGCUGAUACCUUCAGGGCAGGGUUGAGGCCACUGACAGCCUUCUCGAAGCUGGCUCUGCUGGGCACGGAGAGAGGAGGCUUUGUGUUCGACCAGGAGGAGGUGACCUCCUGUGGCCUGACUGAGGACGACCUUCAGGUGGGUUUCCUCCGACCGGUCAGCCACUACGAUGCCUGUGGAAACCCUUCUACCUUUGAGUUCCUUCAUCUCACCCUACAGUCCUUCUUGGCUGCAUUCUCCCUGGUUCUAGAUGAACAGGCCAGCGUAGGCAACAUCCUCAAGUUCUUCACUGAGUGCAGCAGGAGGGACAACACAUCUUGUUUAUCAUGUGUCUUCCCCUGCAUCGGUGGCUCCUCCAAACCCAGGGGAAAGGACCCGUUCAAGACCAAUGAGCAUCUCCAGUACGCCAACCUCUUCCUGUGUGGACUGCUGUCUAAGGCCAAUGCCGGCCUGCUGGAGCACAUGGUUCCUCCAGCGCUGCUGAAGAGGAAGCGGGCGGUCCUCAAGUCCUACCUGUUCACCAGCGUGAGGUCCCACCUCCGCGGUCUGCCACUCCACAGCACAGAGCAGGAGGGCAGCAAGGUGCAUGUCCUGCCCAACUUCCUGUGGAUGCUGCGCUGCAUCUUCGAGACAGGAAGUAAAGAGGUGGCCCAGCUGACUGCGAAGGGAAUCACAGCUGACUACAUCAAGCUGGGCUACUGUAAUGUGUCCUCUGGCGACUGCAGUGCCCUCAACUUUGUGCUGCAGCACCGGCGUAAGAGGCUAGGGGUGGACAUGGACAACAACAACAUCAGUGACUAUGGGGUCAAGCAGCUCAGGCCUUCAUUCAGUAAGAUGACCGUGGUGAGGUUAUGUGUCAAUCAGAUCUCAGACAGCAGCAUUGAAGUACUGGCUGAGGAGCUUAUCAAACACAGAGUGGUGGAGGUGUUGGGACUUUACAAUAAUCUCAUUACGGACAUCGGAGCCAAACUAAUUGCUCAUAUCAUUGAGGAAUGUCCUAAGUUAAGAGUCGUCAAGGUUGGCAGCAACAAGUUCACCAGUGUGGGUGGCAGGUAUCUGGCCAGUGCCAUUCAGAAGAGCACAUCUAUCUUUGACGUGGGAAUGUGGGAGAACAGCAUUGGUGAUGAAGGAGCAAGAGCAUUCGCAGAGGCCCUGAGGAAUCACCCAAGUCUUACCAACCUCUGUCUCUCAGCCAAUGGCAUCACUUCAGAAGGUGGGCGGAGCUUGGCCAAAGCACUGAAAGACAAUAGAGGGCUCCGAAUUUUCUGGUUGGUGCAAAACGAGUUGUCAGAUGAUGUAGCACCAGACAUGGCAGAGCUGAUCAGAUCCAACACGGGUCUAUCUCACCUCUGGUUAAUCAAUAAUCAGCUGACAGUGGAUGGAAUCAGACAGCUGUCAGAGGCUCUCUCCCACAACACAUCACUCAAAGAGAUCUGUUUGAAAGGAAACUGUCUUUCUGAAGAGGAAGAGAAGCAGUUUGAGGCUGAGGGAAGGCUACGCUUCCACUGAGGAGACAGAACUGAGCUGGAGCGUGUGUGUGUGUGUGUGUGUGUGUGUGUGUGUGUGUGCGCGCAUGUACAUUGGUCUUAGAGGGUCUUUGUUUGUUUUGCACAUACUACAUUGGAAAUAUUUUUACAUACUGUAUAUGUACAGUGCAUUCGGAAAGUAUUCAGACCCCUUGACUUUUCCACAUUUUGUUACUUUACAGCCUUACUCUAAAACUGAUUAAAUAGUCCCCCCCGCCCCUCAAUCUACACACAAUACCCUAUAAUGAUAAAGCAAAAACAGGUUUUUACAAAAUGUACUCAGUACUUUGUUGAAGCACCUUUGGCAGCGAUUACAGCCUCAAGUGUUCUUGGGUAGAACGUUACAAGAUUGGCACACCUGUAUUUGGAGAGAUUCUCCCAUUCUUCUCUGCAGAUUCUUUCAAGCUCUGUCUGGUUGGAUGGGGAGUGUCGCUGCACAGCUAUUUUCAGGUCUCUCCAGAGAUGUUCGAUCGGUUUCAAGUCCAGGCUCAGCCACCCAGGAACAGUCAGAGACUUGCCCCGAAACCCCUCCUGUGUUGUCUUGGCUGUUUGCUUAGGGUCGUUGUCCUGUUGAAAGGUGAACAUUUGCCCUAGUCUGAGGUCCUGAGCGCUCUGGAGCAGGUUUUCAUCAAGGAUCUCUCUGUACUUUGUUCCAUUUGUCUUUCCCUCGAUCCUGAAUAGUCUCAGAGUCCCUGCUGCUGAAAAACAUCCCCACAUUAUGAUACUGCCACCACCAUGCUUCACUGUAGGGAUGGUGCCAGGUUUCCUCCAGACAUGACGCUUGGCAUUCAGGCCAAAUAGUUCAAUUUUACUUUCAUCAGACCAAAGAAUCUUGUUUCUCAUGGUCUGAGAGUCCUUAAGGUGCCUUUUGGCAAACUCCAAGCGGGCUGUCAUGUGCCUUUUUUCUGGCGACUCUAACAUAAAGGCCUGAUUGGUGGAGUGCUGCAGAGAUGGUUGUCCUUCUGGAAGGUUCUCCCAUCUCCACAGAGGAACUCUGGAGCUGAUGUCAGAGGGACAAUCAGAUUCUUGGUCACCUCCCUGACCAAGGCCCUUCUCCCCCGAUUGCUCAGUUUGCCCAGGCAGCCAGCUCUAAGAAGAGUCUUGGUGGUUUCAAACUUCUUCAAUUUAAGAAUGAUGGAGGCCACUGUGUUCUUGGGGACCUUCAAUGCUGCAGAAAUGUUUUGGUACCCUUCCCCAGAUCUUUGCCUCGACACAAUCCUGUCUCGGAGCUCUAUGGACAAUUCCUUCAACAUCAUGGCUUGGUUUUGCUCUGAUAUGCACUGUCAACUGUGGGACCUAAUAUAGACAGGUAUGUGCCUUUCCAAAUAAUGUCCAUUCAAUUGAAUUUACCCCAGGUGGACUCUAAUCAAGUUACAGAAACAUCUCAAGGAUGAUCAAUGGAAACAGGAUGCACUUGAGCUCAAUUUAGAGUCUCAUAGCAAAGGGUCUGAAUACGUAUGCAAAUCACUUUGUCAUUAGCUUGAUGAGGUGUAAAACAUAUUUAAAUGUUUUAGAAUAAGUUUGUAACGUAACAAAUGUGGAAAAAAGGAAGGGGUCUGAAUACUUUCUGAAUGCACUGUAGGCUAAGUGCAUGUGCACUUGAUAGGUGCAAGUUUCCACUAAAUUCUUAGCUGCAUCUGAUUCAGUAAUAACUGUCACAAGGUUGUAAUAUCCUGUGGAAAGAUUUAGGACACUAGGCGUCCGAGAUUACAAAGAUUGGAGGCUCAAUAAACUCGAAUUACCUUAUUGUGAAUAUGCA